This is a messenger RNA of Girardinichthys multiradiatus, 4506 nucleotides long. RefSeq names its product C-terminal binding protein 1. The coding region runs from base 246 to 1601 and encodes 451 amino acids. Lineage: Eukaryota; Metazoa; Chordata; Actinopteri; Cyprinodontiformes; Goodeidae. The transcript has 11 exons. Gene Ontology annotation, molecular function: oxidoreductase activity, acting on the CH-OH group of donors, NAD or NADP as acceptor; NAD binding; transcription corepressor activity. The record is from RefSeq and is a predicted model, not a curated record.
ACCCCCUCAUCAACAAGCCACUUCCUCUUUUGUCUAAUUUCAUGGCGAUCGGGAGAGAGGGAACACCACCGACGGACGCACACUGUCUCAGCACUCCUGAAAGAGUUUAUUUGGGUUUAAAAUAAGUGGUCAACCUUCCUGGCAGUAGAAACGUUUUCCAGGUGAUACUAGGUGGACAUCACUACAGGGCCUCCUCUAGCUCUCAGAUCUGUUCUUCACUGUCCCAGGUUAAGACUCCUUGGUCUAUGGCUCUGAUGGACAAAACCAAACACGUCAAGCGGCAGAGACUUGACCGCAUUUGUGAGGGUAUCCGACCCCCCAUCCUGAAUGGGCCGAUGCACCCGCGGCCCCUGGUGGCCCUGCUGGAUGGGCGCGACUGCACUGUGGAAAUGCCAAUCCUCAAAGACGUGGCGACCGUGGCUUUCUGCGAUGCCCAGUCUACACAGGAGAUACAUGAGAAGGUGUUAAAUGAAGCAGUGGCUGCUCUGCUGUAUCACACUAUAACUUUAUCCAGAGAUGACUUAGAAAAGUUUAAAGGCCUACGAGUCAUUGUUAGGAUUGGUUCCGGCUUUGAUAACGUUGAUGUCAAAGCAGCUGCUGAGCUUGGCAUCGCUGUCUGUAACGUGCCUGCAGCCUCGGUGGAAGAGACGGCCGACACGUCGCUAUGUCUGAUUCUCAACCUGUACAGGCGGGUCACCUGGAUGCACCAAGCCCUGAGAGAAGGGACCCGUGCCUCCAGCGUGGAGCAAAUCAGGGAGGUGGCUGGAGGCGCUGCUCGAAUCCGGGGGGAAACGUUGGGCAUCAUCGGUCUAGGACGUGUUGGCCAGGCUGUGGCUCUGCGGGCCAAGGCGUUUGGAUUUAACAUAAUGUUUUAUGACCCAUACCUGCCUGACGGUGUCGAGCGCUCGCUGGGCCUCCAGCGAAUGGCAACGCUUCAGGACUUGCUCAUACACUCUGACUGCGUGUCUCUGCACUGCAGCCUCAAUGAGCACAACCACCACCUGAUCAACGACUUCACCAUCAAACAGAUGCGUCAAGGCGCUUUUCUGGUGAACACAUCGAGAGGCGGACUGGUGGAUGAGAAAGCUCUGGCUCAGGGCCUGAAGGAGGGCCGGAUACGUGGAGCCGCCCUGGACGUUCAUGAAACAGAACCCUUCAGUUUUGCAACGGGCCCCCUGAAGGACGCCCCCAACCUGAUCUGUACCCCUCACACAUCUUGGUACAGCGAGCAGGCUUCAGUUGAGGCUCGUGAAGAAGCAGCCAGAGAAGUGCGCCGGGCUAUCACUGGUCGUAUCCCAGACAGCCUGAAGAACUGUGUCAAUAAGGAGUAUCUGAUGGCCGCCUCCCAGUGGCCCAGCAUGGAGGCAGCAACUGUUCACCAGGAACAUAAUGGCGUCUCCUACAGAUUUCCUUCAGGCCUGAUCGGCGUGGCAGCAGCAGCAGCAGUGGGGAGCCUCUCAGGAGCAGGCGCAGGCGUUGAAAGCCUGGUUUCAGGAACCCUGGCACAUGGCAUUGCCCCUGUCUCUCACCCCCCUCACGCCCCAUCUCCGGGGCAGCCGACUAAGGCUGAAGCCGACAGAGACAUCCCCUCCGACCAAUAGCCCCCUCUGCCAGCUCUGGCACAUUCCGUCAUCUCUGGAAACCAAACCCCCCCAGACCCCUCCUCCGCCUCACCCAUUCAGGAUCAGACACAAACCGACCCUCCAGUGCACGGGAAGCACCAGUCUGACCCAUCUUGGCUCUAGAGUCGUUUGAGUGAUCAGACAACCAGCCCAGGAGGGACCCAUCUACACCGAACCAUCAUACUCACAUGCCUCCAUCCUCAUCUCACCCACCACCCACCUUCAACCAUCAGACCCCCACAAUGUCAGCAAUAACUGUGUUCUCAAGGAUUCAAUUUUUGGAUUGGUUUUGCUUCCUUAGCUGGCUGUUGUUUUAAUGGAAAGUUGAUCUUUUGUGGUUCUAGGUGUUGCUGUUUUGUUGACAAGAAUUUGCUUUUCCGACAUGAGGCUUUAGGCUGCUGCCUCUAGCAGAAACAGAACAGCUGAAGCUCCACUUUGUACAUUAAUGGCUCGUGUUACUACUCUCUUCUUCUGUUGUUGUUGUUGUUUUUAUUUUUGUUUUCCUGCCCCCUUCUGCUCGUAUUGUGACUGGGGACACCGCCUAUGAAAGUAAACCGGACAGAAACUAGCUACCCUCUAACCCUUCAUCCCGUAAACCUCCUUGGCACUGUUGUAACCUUGCUCAGCAGAGGGAGUUAUAAUGCAGUCUGUGUGGAGCUCUCUUAACUGUGAAACUCUAUAGCGUUAAAAACCAUUUAAAGAGUGAAACCCCCGUGUUUCUCUGUCCGAGGCAUACCUCCCCGUAUUUACUCAAAAGGUUUCUGGCAACAAGCAGCUAGAGAGAAAUCCAUUUGAUCUUGGUGCCGUAAAGGAACUCAAACGCAAGCCAGCAGAGGGCGCUCUCUGUCCGGCCUCCCAUUAACAGAUCAUAGACAUUAGUUUAAGUGACAACAGCAUAAUAAACACGGCGAAAUUGACUUUAGAUUUGAUUAGCUUUUCACCACCACCACCCUGCACAUCCUCAUCAUCCUGUCUUCCCAUAGCCCUCCCAACACACAUGCACACAAACCAGUAUGCAUCCACCAGUUCCUUCAGGUGUGAGAGGACAGCAUGGAUCAGAUUCCCUGCAGGAUCCAACAGCGACUAGCGUUCCUGCAUGCUUGCAUCUUAAAGAACAGUGGUGUGUGUCUAUGUCUGAGUGUUUGCUCCCUCACCCUGUCGUCGUUCCAAAGGAGUUGUCCCUUAAAGUUAACUCUUAAAACGCUGUUGCCCUGGAGUGAAGGGAACACCUUUCUAGUACCUCAUUAACAGAUAUUGAAUGUACCGUGCAUACCCUAUUAAUUUUUAUUUUUCGUUUUUGUACAGAUUUUCUAGAUUAAAUUGUAGCAGUCAUGACACAAUUUAAAAAAAAGGAGAAAAAAUAAGCCCAGUCGGAAUAAAUUUGCAAACAACUACUCAGGUGUCAAAACCAAUGUGCAUCUGUUUGCCUUUUUCACUCAGUUCAGCACAAUUUUCAGACUUGAGGCUGUAAAAGUGAUUACAUCUUUAAACAUUAGCCAAUGAAGUGAAGUAACUUGGACUAGGACCGUGAUAGUACAUGCUUAAGUUUAACCCCCUCCCUAUCAAGCUGCUGUCUUAUUGUGCAUGGGAAGUCAUUUUUAAGGGGGAAAUGAGACCCCCUCCCCCCAUCAAACUGUUUUUUUCCUUUUUUACAGUCGUAGUCCGUUUCCAGUGAUGUACAGUUUGUCCCCCUCAGAGUCUAUGAGCGACAGGUGGCUCCUCUGUCAUGUGAUAAGUAUAUAUUUUUAAAGAAAAAAAAACCCAUAGUUUGGAUUAUACUCUUAAAAUGUCUUGUUGAUGACGAUGAUAUAUAUUUUCCAGUCCAGCGGUUCACUGUUGUUAAAGCUGUUUAGUUUUUAAAGGAUUUGCUCUCCGUGUUCGACAUGUUGUACUGAAACAUUUCUGAGAAAACGAGAUCCCUGCCUGUUUCUCCUCCUCCUCUCUUUAAAUUUGUCGUUUCUGGCUUAUUUCCUGCAGGCCUUACUUGUUCUCUCCCUGUUACAGUAGCUAGUAUAGAAAGUUGCCAUUGGAGCCACUCACUGCCUUAAUACAGUUGACCACAGCAGGCGAAGCCAUGAGACGACAACCGGCCCCGGCCUCUGAAUAAAACUCCUCGCUCCCCUGACAGGCCUGAUAUUACUGCACCAUGCAUUUCCAGUUUCAGUGAAGAACCGCGUUUAGCCUUGUUUCAGCCUGCACUGCUCAUUCUCCCGCCACAGAAACCCAGUGUAAGCUCUGACUUUGCAUUUAGAUGAAUAUCUUUUAUUCUGUCGGUUUGUUUCAAGCAGCUCUUGCCAGCUGUUUCGGUGCAGCAGCUUAUAUUUAACCCUUGGGUGCGAGACCACACCGCCACUUUCACCCACUGUGCUCGAUAAGGACGGCGCAGCAGACACUGACGUAGUUUCAGUGAGAGUUGGUCACUUCUCUCUCCUCUCUCUCAGGGUUCAAAUGCACACAUAUCCUCCAGCAGUCGCCCUGUGUGUCCUGUCCCUCAGACUGUUGACCCGACCUGCGUCCUCACUGACCUCUCGACCCUCGUUCUGAGCACAGACCUGAACCGGUUUUUUUUUUUAUAGCACUGACAUCUAACCAGGAUUGAAUGAAUGCUUGAAAGUGACUGUGUGUAAUGUUGAAAUUGAGAAAUGUAUUUUUACAACAUGUGAACAUUUUUUUUCCCCCCUCCUUCAAUCACUCUCAUUGUGAAUUAUUUUGUUUCUUUUCUUUCACCAGACUGCAAAAACACCAGAAAAAAAUCUGUAACUAGGCUCUUAAGCUUUAUUUUUUGUUUUUGUUUACUUUUUUUAUUAGAAACAAUCAUGUUUGUGAUGGUAACCUCCAAUGGUAAACUCAACACCGUAUUUUAAUAAAAUCCUAAAAAAUUAAA